UGCUCCGCUCUCGGAUCUGCGGUCCGGUCCGGUCCGGAGCGCCUGACCUCCUCCUCCUCCUGCUCCUCCUCCUCCUCCUCCUCCUCUUCCUCCUGCGUGUCGGUAACUUUCCAGCCUUCAUCCCCGAGGAUGGGUGACUGGAGCGCGUUGGGACGGCUGCUGGACAAGGUCCAGGCCUACUCCACGGCCGGGGGCAAGGUCUGGCUGUCCGUCCUCUUCAUCUUCAGGAUCCUGGUGCUGGGCACGGCCGUGGAGUCGGCCUGGGGGGACGAGCAGUCCGCCUUCAAGUGCAACACCCAGCAGCCGGGUUGCGAGAACGUCUGCUACGACAAGUCCUUCCCCAUCUCCCACGUCCGCUUCUGGGUCCUUCAGAUCAUCUUCGUGUCGACGCCCACGCUCCUGUACCUGGCCCACGUCUUCUACCUGAACAGGAAGGAGCAGAAGCUGAACAGGAAGGAGGAAGAGCUGAAGGCCGUGCAGAACGACGGCGGCGACGUCGACAUCCCGCUGAAGAAGAUCGAGAUGAAGAAGCUGAAGUACGGCAUCGACGAGCACGGCAAGGUGAAGAUGAAGGGCGCCCUGCUCAGAACCUACAUCGUCAGCAUCUUCUUCAAGUCCCUGUUCGAGGUGGGCUUCCUGGUCAUCCAGUGGUACAUGUACGGCUUCAGCCUGUCGGCGGUCUACACCUGCGAGCGGUCGCCGUGUCCGCACAGGGUGGACUGCUUCCUGUCGCGGCCCACGGAGAAGACGGUGUUCAUCAUCUUCAUGCUGGUGGUGUCCCUGGUGUCCCUCCUGCUCAACGUCAUCGAGCUCUUCUACGUCUUCUUCAAGAGGAUCAAGGAUCGCGUGAAGGGCAAGCAGCAGCCCACCCUCUACUCCAGCGGCGGCACGUUGAGUCCUCCGCCCAAGGAGCUGUCCACCACCAAGUACGCCUACUACAACGGCUGCUCGUCCCCCACGGCGCCGCUCUCGCCCAUGUCCCCGCCGGGCUACAAGCUGGCCACGGGCGAGCGGGGCACCGGCUCCUGCCGCAACUACAACCGGCAGGCCAACGAGCAGAAUUGGGCCAACUACUCCACCGAGCAGAACCGGCUGGGCCAGAACGGCGGCGGGAGCACUAUCUCAAACUCCCACGCGCAGGCGUUCGACUUCCCCGACGACACCCACGAGCACAAGAAGCUGUCGUCGACGGCGGGGCACGAGCUGCAGCCCCUGGCGCUGAUGGAGGCGCGGCCGUGCAGCCGGGCCAGCAGCCGCAUGAGCAGCCGGGCCCGGCCCGACGACCUGGACGUGUAGACCCGGGCCGACGGGACCGGGGACCGGCGCCCGGCGGCGGCGGCGGGCGGGAAACACUUGAUCACAUAGGUUCCUUGGAGAGGCGGGUCUUACCUCAGUCUCCAGUCUAGAGACUCUUAGCCAGUCAGAGACAUUCAAGCCGUUACUCUGCCAGAGGUACACUCACCUUCCCCCCGACCCCUCCCAUAGUGGCAUUAACCAUGUUUUCAGAGACGAGCGCCGCCACGGGAGCAGGGCCGGGCGGCCCGGGCCGGCUGACUCACUUCAAUGUGCCUUGACUAGAUCUCUGUCGUCGUAGCUCCUCCUCUUUUAGCGUGUGAGGGCGUGGCCACGGCUCGGCGCCUGUCACUGUGUCUCCUGGUCACUAACGCCAGAUUUAAACCACCCUGCCGGGAAAACUCUCACGGCCACUCGUCCUCGUUCGCGCCCCGCUCCUCGAUUCGGCCCGUCGGUACAGCUCCGCCUGUCCACGUUUGAUCCCCGUUGCCCCGACUUGGACUCCAGAGGCUUGUCCGAGUUCCUGCUGUCUCUGCCGACCACGGCGGCGGAACACGCCACGCGCCGCCAUGCUGUCCAGUAUUGUAAUGAAUUGAAACACUGAAGCAUUGUCACCUUUUUGUCGCCAGAAGAGUUUCACUCUGUCCUCUUGGUGUUUUUAUUGAUUUGAGCUCUUCUGAUGUCCUUCCUGUCGUCUCCAUGAUUAAUCAUUUGAAAUGUGGUCUGUUGUCAGUAAGACUCAGCAGAACAGGAGCAGUGAUGGAAACACCCUUCAGUCCGUUGUUGCCAUAAUGAUCAGUUUUCAGUCGAUCAAAUCAUUUAUUCCUCUAAUUGACGUGCGCGGAGAGGACCGAUGUGUUUUCAUGGACGCUUCUCUGUAGGAAAAGUGUUUCUGUCUUCCAAAUUGUGAGCGUUUAAAAAAAAAAAAAAAACGAAAAAGGCAAGCCAUGUCAGAUGUUGUGGAGUUCUGUUGAACUUGCGAUGAUUCUCGUGACGAUCAGAUUGCACUCUCCGGGGAGAAGUGUCCAUCGGCGCUCCGCCUGGGUUCAACACUCCUGCAGCAGGCUGCUCCUGCUGCGUUUCAGGUCAAAAAUGAUCCUUUUGAAAUAUGGUAAAACAAAGUAACCGCCCGAUGUAACAGUUCCAGCCUACCGAGUAUCAGAAUCUCCCAUUCGGACCAAAGUCAGCCUCUGAAUCAGGCCCGCCGUGGGGUCGUCCUCUGGUUGUGUUGUGGAGUAACUACACUGUAAAGUCUGUUUAAAAGUAUAAUGUAGUAGAAAGAAAGGACUUCUGACUUCUUUAGUGAGAUUUGAAUUAAAAUAAAAGGGAUUUUUUUUGACUCGGAAAAGAAGGAGACACUUUUAUAGCCCAAAGUGUAGAAAAAUUAAUGAAAAUCCAAUAACCUGCCACCCUAACCCGUGGUUGUAGAGGUCAGAUAGAUGAAUAAUCGUUAAAGAUGUAGAUAUGCAUUGUUUAUUAGAUGAUGUUAGAUGAGCAACAGACAGUGUGUGUGUGUGUGAGUAGGUGUGUAUUUUUAGCAGCUUUAGCGUGUUGAAGGUGGACAGGGUCAGCUGGUGUUGCUCCCCACAGGGAAACGCACCAGCAGGGCGAAGGUUUCUACAUGUUCUCCACUCGUGACGUGUUCAGCUCCCCUCCAGGAGAACUCAUGAUCCCCAACAGCUUAAUGCACUGCGCCAUACUUUCAUAGAUUUACAUUCUGCAUGUGAGCGCCGCUCCGUCGCCUUCAGCAAAACUUUCACUCAUUCGGUCUGAAACUCACUCGGAAGGCUGCAGGUUCGUGUUUAUGAUGGCCUGAUAUUUGCAGGACGUCCACCACUAAGAGGGAGAAUUGACUACUAAAGAAAAAAACAUCACCAACCCACAAACUGUAUAUUUAUUGACGGUAUAAAAAAAAACAACAAGAAAAAGCAACAAGUUCUUUCUUCUGUACAUGUGUCAGUCACCAUGGGCUGUUGUUUCCUGAUAAACUUUGAAUUUGUGUGGUCUUCAGGGUUUCUCCGCCGCUCAGAAGACGUCUCUCAUCUGCUUGUGUGUGGCUUCCAUAAAGAAAGGCUUUAUUCUGCUGUUAGUCCACGCUUUUCCCUGAGUGAUAGAGAGAGAGAGAGAGAGAGAGAGAGAGAGAGAGAGAGAGUAGAACGACCACCUGAGGUCUUUGAGUGGAAGAUUUCUCAUUCUGUAGCUGUCGUUUUGUCUUAAUGUAACCGCUGCUGCUUGACAAAUAGAUAUUUAGUACUGUAAAUCAAGCUAACUGUGUCACAAAGAAAUGUGAGUUUGUAGAAGACUGCUAAUAGAUCUGGACUAAUAUUUAGUCACUUUUAUUAAUUGUAUGCCAAUGUAGCUCCACAACUACCAAACACUAGGAGAAAUCUCAAUUUUUGACUUCUUUUUUUUUCCUUUCGUUGUAUUUCUUUUUUCUUUUUUCUUUUUUUUAAGUGUCAAAGGUUCAUCAUUUGUGUGUGGUACUUACAGACAGUAUGUCAUGGAUGUUUCCAGCUACAAAGACAUUUGCACUGAGAUCUCGUUGAGGUGUAAUGCGAUGCACACAGUAA
This is a messenger RNA of Salarias fasciatus (jewelled blenny), 3863 nucleotides long. RefSeq names its product gap junction protein alpha 1b (gene gja1b). Lineage: Eukaryota; Metazoa; Chordata; Actinopteri; Blenniiformes; Blenniidae. Gene Ontology annotation, cellular component: connexin complex. Gene Ontology annotation, molecular function: gap junction channel activity. The coding region runs from base 130 to 1296 and encodes 388 amino acids. Gene Ontology annotation, biological process: cell communication by electrical coupling; heart development; cell-cell signaling. The transcript has 2 exons. The record is from RefSeq and is a predicted model, not a curated record.